Messenger RNA from Chelonus insularis, 1024 nucleotides. RefSeq lists its product as uncharacterized. Bases 157 to 684 code for a protein of 175 amino acids. The record is from RefSeq and is a predicted model, not a curated record. NCBI's taxonomy places the organism in Eukaryota, Metazoa, Arthropoda, Insecta, Hymenoptera, Braconidae. The transcript is spliced from 4 exons.
CAACCCGUCAGAACGGCUCGACGGGCCAAGCAUAUUCUAGAUAAUUAUUUACUUGAUUACUUGACAUCAAAUAUAUCGUAAGCAUAUCCUUAAUUAAAUUCUUGUGACCCCAGUGGAGAUUGGAGCUGGCGACAACACUUCUAUUCCAUAAACACAAUGAUUACAGCAUUACCAGUGCCUUCAGUGAAGGUCUUCCACAAGACCUAUUAUCACGAAAAAGGACAAAGAGUUGGAAAUAGCCAACCAGGAAGUCCCCUAACAGAUAGCGAAGCUGUCGUCACUCUUACAGAAAAAGAUGAACUAGAAUAUUUUUUUUGCGGAAAGAUAAACGCUCUACAUGUCGUGGUUGGUUCCAUACUCUUUGGAGCUGUUCUUCUAAUAGUGGGGUUGGUACAGUUAGCACCAGGUGCAGAGGCUGCGCAAAAUUCAACAGCUCUCAUUGGAGCUGGAUGCACUCUAUUAUCUCUUGGUGCCCUUCUUGCACAAUUAAGAGCACUUUGGCUAAGAAGACAGAAAGCUGCUCAAAAAGAUGGGGCUCAUCAACGAAGUGUUAUGAGUAUAGACAUGCUUUUAGCGCAGGAUAGGGAUUUCACGCUUCUAACACCUGAUGAUUUGGAAGACCUUGUAGAAAAGCCUACUCCAACUAUAGACAACAAGAUUCGCAAGCAAGGUCAUAGCACUUAGACUCCUUAGACUUAAACUAACUGACAUCUUAGAGAGUGUCAUCACUUUAUCAACACUCUCAUUACUUCUCUCAACUUCAUCAACAAUCAACUCUUUUAUUAUUCAUCUGUGUUUGUAUUCAUGUUAAGUCUAGUUUAAGUUCAUUGCCAAGGCUGUUACUUCAAAAAACUGUUAUACCCAUUUUCUCCUUUUUUUACUGCUUUCCUAUUUUUUAAGGAAUUGUUUAUUUAUUUAACUUGAAAGUUAAUGAUGAUACUGUGUAAGGUGAAGCUUGAAAAUUUUAUCUUAUGAAAAAAUGAUCAUGAUAAAAAUAUUAUAACUUUGAAUAUUUUUAAUAUUU